Molecule: messenger RNA, 548 nt
Organism: Oryza brachyantha (malo sina)
Lineage: Eukaryota; Viridiplantae; Streptophyta; Magnoliopsida; Poales; Poaceae
Exons: 1
Coding region: 76-435 (119 amino acids)
Source: RefSeq, a predicted model, not a curated record
CGUAGCCUAUAUUUAAGUAGUACGUGAGAAGAACUCGGAGCUAAUUAAGCUCGUUCGCUCCGACGUACGACGAAAAUGGAGAGAAACGCCACGGUAUCCUAUACUGCUCUUCUUCUUCUUCUUCUUGCAGUCACCGCGCCAGCCGCCAGUGCGGCCAAGCUAGUGGUUGGCAAGGCCGCCGCGUGGGUGGAGGACGAAGACGUCGCCGCCGCCGUCGGGAUGGACGUCCUCCAGCUCCAGGCGAUGAUGAUGGUCGCGGCGUCGUCGGCGGCGGCGGCGGAGGUGCACCGGCGCGUCCUGCAGGCGCAGGGUGGGUACGUGAACCAGGCGCUGGAGGCGGACCACCAGAGGUGCCUCGGCAGCUGCCCGCCGCCUGGCGGAUCCUACACCGGCAGGGGCAACAAAUGCUACUACCAGAACAAGUCGUGUUCGUGAGGCCAUCGAUUGAUUAAUAAUUACAUUAUUCCCUCCGUUUUACCGUCUCAUGAUGCACGUUUAACUAUCCAUCUUAUUUAAAAAAAUUCAAAAUUAUUAAUUAUUUUUAUAUC